This is a messenger RNA of Sinocyclocheilus rhinocerous, 1357 nucleotides long. RefSeq names its product radial spoke head protein 6 homolog A-like. The transcript is spliced from 5 exons. The coding region runs from base 132 to 1292 and encodes 386 amino acids. The record is from RefSeq and is a predicted model, not a curated record. NCBI's taxonomy places the organism in Eukaryota, Metazoa, Chordata, Actinopteri, Cypriniformes, Cyprinidae. Gene Ontology annotation, biological process: cilium movement involved in cell motility; axoneme assembly; cilium assembly. Gene Ontology annotation, cellular component: radial spoke; axoneme.
CUAUGGGCAGUUCAAUACAGCAGUUUCUGUAAUACAUUGUGUAUCAUUUCCAGGUGGAGUCUCCUCUACCGAAUGUUGCAGAACUUGCGUUCUUCUUUGAGCAAGCUGGUGUGGGUCUGGGGAGAGAGGAGAUGCAUAGAGUCUUUCUAGCUUUGAAACAGCUGGUGGACUCACAGUGUCUCCUGCGCUGUCGAUUCUGGGGCAAGAUCUUCGGCACGCACAGCAACUAUCUGGUGGCUGAGGGGGAAUAUAGAGAGGGUGAAGGAGAGGAGGAGGAGGGGACAGAAACACAUGAGGAUGAGGAGAGGGAGGAAGAGCCACGGGAGGACAAGGAUGAAACGGAACUUGUGGAAGCUGCUGAUCCUCCCCCCAAAUCGACAUACAAGCCACCUCCACCAGUGCCAAAGGAAGAAAAUCACACUGGUGUCAACAAAUACACUUAUUUUGUGUGUCAUGAGCCCGGCAUGCCGUGGGUCAGACUGCCGAUGGUCACCCCCGCUCAGAUCACAGUGGCGCAGCAGAUCCGCAGGUUCUUCACAGGCAGGCUUGAUGCUCCUGUUGUAAGUUAUCCUCCCUUUCCUGGCAAUGAGGCCAACUACCUGCGCGCCCAGAUAGCACGGAUCUCAGCGUGCACGCACGUCAGUCCUCUGGGAUUCUACCAGUUUGGGGAGGAUGAAGGGGAGGAUGAUGGACUGCGAGACAGUUAUGAGGAGAAUCCUAACUUUGAGGGCAUCCAUGUAAAUGAGAUGGCUGAGUCUCUGAAUCUAUGGGUCCAUCAUGUACAGCAUAUACUUACACAGGGCCGCUGUGUGUGGGUAAAUGUAACUAAGAAGUCUGCUGAUGACGUGGAUGAAGAUGCCGAGGAUGAAGAGAGGGGUGAGGAAUCUGAUGAGCCGGAGCCUGAAGUCGGGCCUCCUCUUCUGACGCCUCUGUCUGAGGAUGCAAAGAUUAAUGACACCCUACCUUGGUGCGCCAUGAUCUCCUCUAACCUCAUUCCUCAGUUUUCCAUCGCUGUGCUGCGCUCUAACCUCUGGCCUGGAGCUUAUGCUUAUGCUAGUGGCAGGAAGUUUGGAAAUAUAUACAUUGGUUGGGGGAUGAAAUAUAUCGGAGAGGCCUACACCCCAACCAUUCUUCCACCGCCCCAAAAUGAGUACCCCAGCGGGCCUGAAAUUACAGAGGCCCUGGACCCCAGUGUGGAGGAAGAGCAGGCUUUGAAAGCUGCUCUGGAGGAGCAGACAGCUGCCCUGGAAGAGACAGAGGAUCUGGAAGAAGAUGAGGAGGAGGAUGAUUAAAAUGGACAAAAUAAACCUCCUUCAGAAGGUGUGUUGAUGGUCAGAUGCUUACAUUUUUAUAAGUG